Psilocybe cubensis is the source of this 1494-nucleotide messenger RNA. RefSeq lists its product as uncharacterized. Gene Ontology annotation, molecular function: heme binding; iron ion binding; oxidoreductase activity, acting on paired donors, with incorporation or reduction of molecular oxygen. The record is from RefSeq and is a predicted model, not a curated record. The transcript has 11 exons. NCBI's taxonomy places the organism in Eukaryota, Fungi, Basidiomycota, Agaricomycetes, Agaricales, Agrocybaceae. The coding region runs from base 1 to 1494 and encodes 497 amino acids.
AUGCUGGGUACAGAUUUCUUUAAUUUUGGACAACUUUUCUGGUCCUUCGGUGUCGCCUUUGUCGUUUUUGUGGUGUAUAAGGUUGCCAAUCUCAUAUAUGACGAAUUUACGUCCUCCCUGCGCGACCUCCCUGGCCCUCCAAGCAGAAACUUCAUGUUCGGAAAUAUGCAGGAAUUAGGGUUAACGAAAUGGGAGCAGCAAUAUGGGAGCACGAUCAAGUAUAAGGGAUUUUUCGGGACAACGUAUUUCUAUUCUACGGAUCUCAAGGCUAUGAAUCAUAUUCUCAUGAACAACUAUGAAUUCCUAAAGCCCAAUCCCAACAUCUACAUUUUCAAGCGCAUCCUUGGAGAUGGACUAGUCUUCGCGGACGGCGACGUGCAUAAGAAACAGGUCAGCACUUUUUGUCAUAAGACGACUUCUCGUGAGAUUCUUCACCUUUACCUUGACUACGCCACAUUGAAUUAUUGCCGUCUCAAGAACCCAGGAUUUGCACCUCAGCAAAUUAGAGAAGUAACAGAUCUAUUUGUCGAGAAGACGGCUGUGUUGCGAGACAUAUGGGCAGAGAAAUUGAGCCAAAAGAGCUCGGAAGAGCCUGAAGUGAUCGAUGUUUUAUCGUGGUUUAGUCGUCUCGCCCUUGAUAUAAUUGGUAUUGCGGGAUUUGAUUACAACUUUGACGCUCUAGUAGAUGAUCCCAGCAAAAAUGAAUUGGGCAACGCAUUUGCUAUCACCUCCAACGUAGAAGACAGAAUCAAUUUCAUCGGCUUUCUCAAAUUUAUCUUUCCAUCUUUGUCUUUUCUGCCAGGAGAUGCGGACCCCGAGGGAAAGAGGGCUGCUGAUACUUUGUACCGUAUUGCAGCUGAGCUGUUGGAAAAAAGCAAGGCUGCCAUACGCAAGGCCGACGGCAAAUCGACUCUGUCCCGAGAUAUCCUUACUCUGCUCGUGCGCGCGAAUGAAUUGGACGAUGUUCCCGAGUCCCAGAGACUUACUGACAAGGAAGUAAUAGCUCAAAUUCCAACUUUCCUAAUCGCUGGUCACGAGACGACUGCAGUUGCACUCGCUUGGAUGUUUUACGCUCUUACUCAAAACAAGAAUGCUCAACGAAAACUUCGCGAGGAGGUGUCCAACGUGGCUACUGACAAUCCUUCGAUGGAUGAGCUGAACGAUUUGCCGUAUCUGGAUUACGUAGUACGAGAGUCGCUGCGACUUCACGGCCCUGUGCCAGCCACGUCGCGUGUUGUUGGGCAGGACACGUUUGUACCUCUCAGCAAACCAGUCGUAGAUAAGAAAGGUGUUGUACACAACGAGAUCAGGCUGCAGAAAGGGCAACGCGUAAUGGUACCAGUGAUAGUCGUCAAUCAAGCAAAAUCGAUCUGGGGAGAAGACGCUUUGGAAUUCAGGUCUGGUCCUGACAAGACUAUAUGCGAAGACCCGAACGCUGGGAAAAUAUUCCAGAAGCCGCAUCCAGUAUUCCUGGAAUAUGGGGUAACAGCAUGA